UCCAGACUCUGAUCUCAUCAUCGGUGUUUUGUUGGAGCGGGGAGCCCCCGUGGAGCUGCUCUUCACUCUGACUGGAGCUCGCGGCACAAUCUCCGAGGCUAGAGACAUGCUCAAUGGCAGCUUACAAGCGUAUACAUUCUCCAGCCCACUUGAAGGGCCGUUGAAGGUGACGGUACGAGCUGUGAAUGCCUUCUCUGCCUCUGAGGUGGACGUGGACUUAGAGAACAUACUUCGGUCUUGCCAGAAUCAGUCUGAGUUCUCAGCAGAUGUGCAUGGAAACUCUACAGCUAGUUUAAGUAUUGACAACUUGAGAAUAACUGCUACUCCGGACAUGUUGGCUGACUACACCCAGAGUGUCACACUGAGUGUAUCUGGAACUGAAUCGAUGCCCAGCAAAGGACUCGUGUUUGAAUGGAAAUGUGAAGGAAACUGCAAAUGCAGAAACAAAACAAAGGGUGAAACUCAUGUUAUCGGGAAGGAUUGCCUUCCAGAUCCCUUUGAUAUUUUCGAAUACAUUCUAACUGUGAGGAGAGCAACCUGGUUUAGGAAAUGGGUUGACUUUGCUUCAGCAUCAAAGUGCAUAAUUCUUACACCAAAGGAAUUCACAGAUGUCACUAUAAGUUGUGAUGACUGUUCUUCAAUAAAUGUCCACCACCCUGUAAAGCUCAGACUGAGCUGUGUUACAACUUGUCAAGAAGUAGUUUGGUAUAUUGAGGACCCUAAACCUUUGCCGGAUGACCUUAAAAAAUGUCACUCCAAAGAAGGAAGGAGUCCACUAAUUGAGAGGCAGGAUGGCAACACUGAGUAUGUUGUUCAUAGCCAACAUCUGAAAGUUUCCAGGGAUAUAUCUCACAACAUCAGUGUAAUAGCUUAUGGGAAGAAUACGCCAGGUUUUGCCAAGUACACCCUUCCAAUACCAGGCCCUGAGCCUACUGAGCCAGACAACCUGCCCCCCUCAUGCAGCAUCUCUCCACCGUCAGGAACCGUCCUCGAGCCUUUUGACAUCACCUGCAAAUCAAGCUCUUUCUGCUCUACAGGCUGUUCUUACUGCUUCAAAACAGACACAGGAAAACAUCUGCGCUGCAGUAAGGCAAAAGAAGUGAAAUCUGUCUUCCUGCCCCUGGGAGAUAAGAACAACAACUACACUUUGUUAGUCGUGGUGACUGUUACAAACAAACAUGAGAAAACCAGCACUACUGUCUCCACUCAGGUACGAACAAGCAGCACAAGUACAUCCGUGGAGGCUCUCUCAUCUGCAGUGGAGGACGGUGUAGGUCAGUUAGAGCAGCAGGGUCUUCUCUCCUGCGAGGCACUCGGACAAAUCUUUUCUUCAGUUUCUGAUUUGUUAAAUACAGACGACGGCCAAGAUCAGAAGGAUGCAAGGACAACGCUCAGAAAGCAAAUGCUGACGAAAAUGACCAGAGUUCUGCUGGACUCACCCAGCAACACAACUCAGGAGGUCCAAGUGACAGCCAGAGCUCUGGCCGGACUCACCCAGCGCCCAGACGAGCUCAGUCCCGCUGCUCAAGAGGAAGCGGGUUCCUUGCUGGUAGACCUCAGCUCCUCCCUCAACACAAUCAGUGGUAAUCAAGACGAUGGAGAGGACGGAGAAGUUGUGCAAGCUGCUACACCAAUACUUGAAGCAGCCAGUAAUAUUUUGAAUGUUUCCUCAAAUAAAAAAGUCUCAGAUUUUCUUCUUACUGGGAUAAGCAAUAUUCAAAGUGCUUUGCUGAAUAAUAGAAAGCUGAAUGGAGACCCUGCCAUCAUUGAUUCUGGUCAGAUCAGUGUGUAUGUCAACAGAGUGUCUCCAGAAAACAUGCAAAUGCAGGAUAUAAAUCUCCAGAAGAACAGCACCUCCAGAUUUUCCUUCCCUGCACUGCCUGCUCAUAUUCUCUCUCCAGAGGAGCCAGUUGAUGUCAGAAUGAUGAGUUUUGUGAAGAACCCGUACUCUUGGAAAGAAGAAAACAUCACUGGAACUGUAGGAUCCGUCUCUCUAACCAGAAUGAACGGAUCUGUCAUUUCUGUACAGAACUUACCUGACGAGAUACAGAUUUUCCUACCAAGGCUUGAUAUUGGGGAGGAGAACGGCACGGUCCUGGACCUGGCUAAUUUCAGCACUUUAAUAAUUAAUGUUCCCUCGCCGGAUGUAACAGUGGUUCUGAAAAUGGAGCCAUCUGAAGACAUCUCAUUCAUGCUGUUCCUGGGAUGUAAAGAUUAUCCAAAUGAUGAGAAUUAUUUAGCUAAGACUCAGAUGCCUCUACAGAACGCCAAAGGGGAAGGGAAAUACACCUGGGUCCUGAGUCCCAAAGACAGAACAGGAGAAGUAGGAGAGCACUACCUUGUGAUCAAGCCCAUUGUUGAGCCAGGCAUCAAAGCCAUGAAUGCCACUGUCACUGUCAUUUCCAUCGCCACCCAGUGCAAAUACUGGAAUGAAAAUGAGUCUUCUUGGAGCGAGGAUGGCUGCAGGGUCGGCCCGCUCACCACACCUCUCGUCACACACUGCCUCUGUAACCACCUGACUUUCUUUGGUAGCUCCUUCUUUGUCAUGCCGAACUUGGUUGACGUGUCACGGACUGCAGAACUGUUCGCUACGUUCACUAACAAUCCGGUGGUGGUGUGUUUUGUGGGGGCCAUCUUUGCUGCGUAUCUCGUGGUGGUAGUAUGGGCACGCAGAAAAGACAUCCAGGACUCAGCCAAGGUCAAGAUAACAGUGCUGGAGGAUAAUGACCCAUUGGCUGAGUAUCACUAUAUGCUGAAUGUCAGCACAGGUCAUCGACAUGGUGCAUCCACCUCCUCCCAGGUAACAAUAACCCUGCUGGGCACAGAGGGAGAAAGUGAGCCCCACCACCUGAUUGACACUGAGAAGCCAGUGUUUGAGAGGGGAGGGGUGGACAUGUUCCUGCUCACCACGCACUUCUCUCUUGGAGACCUGCAGAGCAUCAGGCUGUGGCACGACAACUCGGGAGCACACCCUGCAUGGUACGUCAACAAAGUAAUGGUGCAGGAUCUGGAGAGUGGUCAGAAAUGGCACUUCCUUUGUAAUUCCUGGCUGGCUGUAGAUGUAGGAGAGUGUGCUCUUGACCAGGUCUUCCCAGUAGCCACAGAGAUGGACUUGAAGAGGUUUAGUAACCUGUUCUUCAUGAAGACAGCCAAGGAUUUCAGGGACGGCCACAUCUGGUUCUCUGUGAUUAGUCGCCCUCCCUGUAGCACUUUCACUCGAGUGCAGCGUGUGUCCUGUUGUUUUUCCCUGUUGCUUUGCACCAUGCUCACAAGCAUCAUGUUUUGGGGAAUCCCAACGGACCCUUCGGAGCAAACCAUGGACCUAGGUCACAUCGAGUUCACCUGGCAACAAGUUGUCAUUGGAGUACAAAGUUCAAUCAUCAUGUUUCCUAUCAAUCUCCUGAUCGUGAGUAUCUUCAGAAACGCACGACCUCGAGAGAAGGGCACCAAAACGGAAACGCCUAAACAAGGAAAAACUGGUCGAGUUUCUCCCUCUCAAACGUCUUCCCCUCAGAAAGCAUUGAAGGACAUCACACCAGACACUGUGAUCAAGGACAUAAAGAGGAUUGCUCAGUCCCUCUCUAAGGCAAUGAAGAGUCCGCUCCCUCAGCUCGAGCUCCGGCCUGGUCACCAGUCUGACAUCAACACUCUGUUGUCUCUGGUGGAGGAUAUCAUCAGACAGCAGAACCGUGCGGCUGGAGACUUCUACACUGAAGCCUCCAAGAGGGACCCCUCGAUGAUUCUCAGUUUACAAGCUGUUAAUCUAGAACAAGAAAUCAGCGGGUUAGGGAGCCCUGAGAAAACGUCAGAUGGAGUUCAGAAGAAGAGCAGCAACAGCCGUUACCUGUACAAGCAGCUGCGUCAUGUUGAGAAGGAGCUUGGAUUGCUGGGACUAUCUCGUUUUCCAAACCCAGACAGCUACAACCGAGCCAUGCAGCAGGUUAAAGGAAUGAAAGGUCUUCUGGAGUGCCGCCUCCACGCGCCCAGCCUGGAGGGAGACGAGCUGGACCGCAGCCCCAGUCCAGGAGAGAGCGUCAAGGAAGUCUCCACCAAGAAGGGCUGUCGAGGCGGGCUGCCCUGGUGGUCUGUGUUUGUUGGUUGGAUACUGGUGAUCGCAACCAGCGCAGUGUCCGGUUAUUUCACAAUGAUGUAUGGGCUGACUUAUGGGAAGGACCGCUCCAUAAACUGGCUUAUCUCCAUGAUGAUCUCCUUCUUUGAGAGUCUCUUCAUCACCCAACCACUCAAGGUUCUUGGUUUCGCUGCUUUCUUCGCACUCGUUCUAAAAAAAGUUGACCAAGAGGAGUACGGCGAGCCCCAGAUAGAUGAGAGUCUAAGGACCACAGAUGAUCCCGAUACAGUGCGUGCCGCAAGAAGAGACAGCACAUGCAGUUUCUAUCAACCACCACCUCGCACUGACAUCGAGAAGCUAAGGAACAACAUGGUUAAAGAACAGAAGGUCUUUGCACUAAUAAGGGAGAUCCUUGUUUACAUGGGAUUUAUGUGGAUGUUGCUCCUGGUGGCGUACGGUCAGAGGGACCCCAACGCUUACUUUCUGACAAAACACAUUCGGCAGAGCUUCAGCAGAGGGAUCUCUGACAGUAUGAGUAUUCAGGAAAUGUUCAAAUGGGCAAACACGACUCUGCUGAGCAACCUAUUUGGAGAGCACCCAGGAUUCAUCACAGAUGGAAACUCCAAACUGGUGGGUAAUGCUCGCCUUCGCCAGGUGAGGGUGCAUCAAAAUUCCUGCCACGUGGCUCCCUCCAUGCAGCAGCCAGAGCGGGACUGUCACGCUCCAUACUCGUGGGAGUUGGAAGACAUGGGCUCCUACGGUCCAGGCUGGAGUCGCUCUGACGGUGACAACACCUCGCUGAACCUAAGAAGCCUCUGGAAGUACCAGUCCCAGCAUCAACUGAGGGCCAUCCCAGUGUGGGGCAGCGUGAAGCUGUACAGAGGAGGAGGGUUUGUGGUGGAUUUAGGGCCCGAUUUAAUUCAUUCCAGCAGAUCCCUUCAGUACCUUUAUGACAACACCUGGUUUGAUGUGUACACCCAAGCUGUCUUUGUAGAAUUCACUGUGUACAACGCCAACGUCAACCUCUUCUGUAUUGUCACUCUCAUGCUGGAGACCACAGCCAUAGGAGCUUUCCAGUUCCGCAGUGAGCUUCAGAGUGUGCGUCUUUACCAGUCCACUGGAGGCCUUCACGUCUUUGUGAUGGCCUCUGAGGUUGUUUACUUCCUCUUCAUCAUCUAUUACAUGUUUGUCCAGGGGAAGCUGCUGAAGCAGCAGAGAUGGGCUUAUUUCAGGAGCAAGGUGAACCUGCUGGAGCUGGCAAUUAUCCUCCUCAGCUGGAGUGCGCUAUCUGUGUUCAUCAAGAGGACUUUACUUGGGGAGCGGGACAUGGAGUAUUACCAAGACAACAAAGACCAAUACGCAAGUUUCCAUGAGACAGCCAAGGCCGAUGCAGUGCUGGGGUAUCUGAUAGCUUUCCUGGUGCUAUUGGCUACAAUCAAACUGUGGCGCCUGCUGAGACUGAACCCUAAGCUGCACAUGAUCACCGCCACGCUGCAGCGAGCUUGGUCUGAUAUCUCAGGCUUCCUGGUGGUCAUGACCAUCAUGUUCCUGGCCUAUUCCAUCGCUUCCAACCUGAUGUAUGGGUGGAAGCUAUACUCCUAUCGUACUCUGCUGAAUGCUGCACAGACCAUGGUUAGCCUGCAGCUCGGCAUUUUUAACUAUGAAGAGGUUCUGAAUUACAAUCCAGUGCUUGGAGCUUUCCUCAUCGGUUCGUGCAUCGUGUUUAUGACCUUCGUGGUGCUGAACCUCUUCAUCUCUGUCAUUCUGGUGGCUUUCAGUCAAGAGCAGAUCCAUCACAAGCCGUCAGAAGAGGAUGAGAUCGUAGACCUGAUGCUGAUGAAACUCUUCAGCUUGUUUGGAGUCAAAUGUAAGAAACAAGCUGGUGACUGCACAACUGAGAGGCCAGUUGGUUCAUCUGCUCCAUACAAGGGACCCUCAGCGGUUUCUUCUGGGAGUAUUUGUGAUGGUUGACAUGCUCUCACUGACUCCAAGUUUUUGCCUUUUUUGCUUAGUGACUGAAUUGCAAUGAAUUGUCUUUUCAAGUCUGUAAAUGAUUAGCAUUUGUCUCUUUUGCUGCACGAAUGUCACUCUUGUAGGAGAAUCUUGAAACGUAGGAAACAAAGACGAUCCCUACGUUAUGCACUGAAGCACUGCAUUUAGGCUACUGUGUAUAUGUAAAGCAAAUAAAUAAAAGAUAUUCAUGGUUACUAC
Messenger RNA from Pungitius pungitius (ninespine stickleback), 6280 nucleotides. Its product is annotated as polycystin-1-like protein 2. Gene Ontology annotation, molecular function: protein binding; calcium channel activity; calcium ion binding. Gene Ontology annotation, cellular component: membrane. Bases 107 to 6040 code for a protein of 1977 amino acids. Gene Ontology annotation, biological process: detection of mechanical stimulus. NCBI's taxonomy places the organism in Eukaryota, Metazoa, Chordata, Actinopteri, Perciformes, Gasterosteidae. The record is from RefSeq and is a predicted model, not a curated record. The transcript is spliced from 35 exons.